CACUUCCUGCUCCUCCUCCUCCCAUUACUGCUUCCUGCACCAGUCCCUCUCAGGUGCUGCUGGUGGUAGAUCUGGGGGCCGGGCUGCGCUCGCCUCUGGGCUGGGGGAACUGCAGUCUCCUCUCCGUCCAGUAGAGAGAUGGUGUCGCACUGGGGAAAGCGCCUUCUGACACUCUUUGCCCUAUCCACUUUAUCUCUGGUGGAAUGUUUCACAGAUGAUGAGAUACCAGAUGAGUGGCUGCUCCUCCAUGUGGUCCAGGGACAAAUAGGGGCCGGAAAUUACAGUUAUCUCAGACUUAACCAGGAAGGAAGAAUAAUACUGGAGAUGAAGAGUCUGAGAGGCGAUGCAGACAUGUAUGUUUCUGAUUCAACGCUUAAUCCCAGUUUUGAUGUGUAUGAGCUACAAUCUACAACAUGUGGCCUGGAUGUAAUAGUUGUUCCAGACCAUUUUCACCGCCCAGUGGGAAUUGGAAUCUAUGGCCAUCCAUUUUACAUAGACAGUGAGUUUGAAAUUAAAGUUUAUUUUGACCGAACAAUUCAUGAGGACCCUUUUGCUGGAGCCUCGUAUGACCCUGAACAGCUUGAAGCAAGUCAGAAACAGCAAAGACAAGUCCCACUGGAAACAUCUCAAGAUGAAGAACCAAUGCUACGGACUAUACUCAUAGGGAUUCUCAAGAUAGUUUUAGAGAUUCUUUUCUAAGUGCUAUUAUAUUUGUAUUCAGUACACCGAAACUCAGUGAAGUUUGUACUUUGUAAUGAGAACUGGAAUUUUCCAUUAAAAAUAAAGGACAGUGUCCAGGAUAUAAACUAUA
Messenger RNA from Pseudophryne corroboree (corroboree frog), 811 nucleotides. It is a transcript of the gene C4H6orf120, whose product is annotated as chromosome 4 C6orf120 homolog. The transcript is spliced from 2 exons. The coding region runs from base 139 to 699 and encodes 186 amino acids. Lineage: Eukaryota; Metazoa; Chordata; Amphibia; Anura; Myobatrachidae. The record is from RefSeq and is a predicted model, not a curated record.